UGUGGAAUAUGUAUGACUCGGCGUUGGGUAUCACCGCCGCGUCUUGGACCACCGACCCCAUUAGCGAGUCGUGGAUCACGAUCACUCGGGUGUUUUCCCCGGCGAGUGCGCGGAGGAGGUUUCUCACCGGGUUGCGGAGGAAGGACACUCGAUUGAAGGACUCGAGAAAGUGCGCGGGGAAUGCUGAGAUUGCCCGCGCCGGAGAGGCGGGUUUUGACGGAGUGGGAGAUUCGACGGCUCCGUCAUCCGGGAAUUCGUGGAAGUGGAUGUUGUCGGCGGAGAGAGGGUUCCAGCCGUGGACUCGCAACCGAGCCUGGCGGUUGUGGGUGGCGGUUCCGACGAAGUGGACGGGAAUGUGGUAAGAUGAAAUAAGGCGUGAUAGUUGAAGGAGUUGGUUGAGAUGGCCUUGAGCGGGAAAUGGGACCAUGACAACCGCCACUUUGGCGCCACCACCUCCUGCCGGAAGGACAUGGAUUUCUGGAGCCAUAUAUAUCAAGGGAGACUUCUAGGAACCCCCGGCCCAUGGGCCAUGGACUCCUAUUUCUCUAUCACAUGCCCAACAAGCCCAAGAAGCGCAGGAGGCCCAAGAUACAGCGGCCCAAGCUCAAAGUGGCCCACGGAACGCCCAGGGUAGCCUUCGGCAAUAUGGCUGAAGGCUCCAAAACUCACAGAACAGUCAUAUUUGAGCAUCUGAAGCUACUGGGAGAAAAUGGCAGAAAACAGGAGCCUUCGGCAUUAGUUGAGCCCUCGGCAUCAGAGGAGCCUUCGACUGAACCAAGCCCUCGGCUGAGUGAAGAGCCCUCGGCUAACAGACUCAAUCAUCGAAGAUUCCCUUUGGAGACAGCCAACCACCGCAUUUAAUGCGACGUCACAUCCACCCGCCGCAUUUAAUGCGGUGCACAUGCGAGUGCCGGUGGCACCUCGAUUGAGGUGACCCCUCGGCCGUUAGAUUACUGACACGUGUACUCUCAUCACAUUUAUUGCUGCUAUAAACAGCAGCCCUUAUUCCUCUUGUAAAGGACCAGAACAUCUCGAGUUCAUUGAUACAAUC
Messenger RNA from Cuscuta epithymum, 1051 nucleotides. Lineage: Eukaryota; Viridiplantae; Streptophyta; Magnoliopsida; Solanales; Convolvulaceae. The record is from the annotation of a GenBank genome assembly.